AUGAUAGCCGGUCUUAAAAUACUAAGGCACACAACAACUAUUAAUAGGGACAGACCACAGAGUGGUUUACACAAGAGGGCAUACAACACUAAAGCUUUGUUUUCGUUAAUUCGUAAUCGUAGUUUUAUGAAUAUGCACCAUAAUCUUAUAAGUAACAUAGAAACCAAUGCUAAUCUUCUGUUUUGGAAGAACGAAUGCAUGUAUUCGGCAGAUUAUAAUUCAUUGUCAUCGUCAACGCCAAUAACUGUCAAUCGGAUUGAUUACCCUUUCAAAUUGCAAGCUGAUUAUGCCGUUGAUAUUAUAUAUUACUGUGAUGGCUUGCUUUGCGUAUGUUGUGGUAAUAAGAGUGUCGGUGGACAUGAAAUACAUUUGUGGAAUCCUUCAACUAACGAGUACAAGAAAGUACCGGCUGCACCACGAAACCUUUUUCACAGGCUUCACUUAGGUGUUUACGGAUUUGGUUAUGAUAACAAUAUUGACACUUACAAAUUUGUAAGGGUUAUGGAUUUUAAUGGUAAUUAUCGUUCAAAUAGUUCUAAAGUUGAUAUAUAUACAUUAGGAUCAAACUCAUGGAAAAGCAUUCAAAACAUACCUUACUUUUUUGAGUAUCACUACACAUAUCUUCAAGGGGUACUCUACAAAGGAGCUCUUCAUUGGCAUGCACGUAGCCUUGAUAAACACUCAAAUGUUCUAAUCUCUUUUGAUAUCACCCGUGAGAGUUUCGGGGAAGUUGCACUACCGAAAGAACCUCUGAAAGAUAAUAAGUACGAUGAUGUAUGUACCAGAGUGUUAGGAGGUCGCCUUUGUGUACUUUUUCAUUUGGGCCAAAAGUUUUUCCAUCGCCCAAGAGAGCGUCCAGGUUUCUAUUGA
Papaver somniferum (opium poppy) is the source of this 870-nucleotide messenger RNA. RefSeq names its product F-box/kelch-repeat protein At3g06240-like. The transcript has a single exon. NCBI's taxonomy places the organism in Eukaryota, Viridiplantae, Streptophyta, Magnoliopsida, Ranunculales, Papaveraceae. The coding region runs from base 1 to 870 and encodes 289 amino acids. The record is from RefSeq and is a predicted model, not a curated record.